Molecule: messenger RNA, 2604 nt
Organism: Chanos chanos (milkfish)
Lineage: Eukaryota; Metazoa; Chordata; Actinopteri; Gonorynchiformes; Chanidae
Gene: znf281b
Product: zinc finger protein 281b
Exons: 6
Coding region: 1-2604 (867 amino acids)
Biological process (GO): regulation of transcription by RNA polymerase II
Molecular function (GO): DNA-binding transcription factor activity, RNA polymerase II-specific; RNA polymerase II cis-regulatory region sequence-specific DNA binding
Source: RefSeq, a predicted model, not a curated record
AUGAGUAUUAUCCAGGACAAGCUCGGCAAUGAAUUUUUGCGAAAUGGAGGAAUGGAUUCCAACUUCCCCCCCAGUAUGAUCAUGUUCAGCCAUCUGCCUCCAGUCACCAGCUUCACCCGGCUGACCUCCCAGCCGGUCAUGUCCGAUCUGCCUCAAGAGAUGAUCCUAAAGAAAGAGCGGGAUUCACCUGAUCACACGGGCAGCUUUCUCCAUAGCAUGGGCAUCAAACAAGAGAAGCUGACUGAACUGGACUAUCGUCUCCCUCUUUAUGGAGGUGGUGGAGCAACAGGGGGAAAGAGCACAGAAAUGCUGGACAUGUCACUUGGAGGCCAUCAGAACAUGCUUCUACAUGACCUCAGCCUUAGCAAUCAGUUCUCUGGAAGAUUAGGAAAAGACCCAAAGGAAUCCACGACUAGGAAAGGAAAGAGAACAAAUGGAGAAGGUCCGGAGGGCAAAUCAAGAAGGAAACGUGGAGACUCCGCCAAGUCAAUGAUGCUGGAUGGGGAUGGAGGAGGAGGCCUCUCCCCCAACUCCAAACCACACAUAUGUGAGCACUGCCAUGCAGCCUUUCGCAGCUCUUACCACCUGCGCCGACAUGUGCUCAUUCACACAGGUGAGAGGCCUUUCAGGUGCAGCCAGUGUAACAUGAGCUUCAUCCAGAAGUACCUGCUGCAGCGACAUGAAAAGAUUCACAGCGGAGAGAAGCCAUUUGGCUGUGACCAGUGUAACAUGCGCUUCAUUCAGAAGUACCACAUGGAGAGGCACAAGAGGACACAUAGCGGAGAAAAGCCAUAUAAAUGCGACACCUGCCAACAGUAUUUUUCACGUACGGAUCGAUUACUGAAGCACAAAAGAGCUUGCGUAGAAGCCAUAAAGAAAGGUCUGGAGCCUGGGAUGCUAGACCUUGGAGAUGAGGAAUUGGGACAGGGCAGCUACCUAUUCACUCAGGGAAACACCAGCGCCCCUGGCCGCAAGAGGGGCAAGUCCAAAAGUGCCGGGGAGGGUGGUGAACGUCGGAGAAAGAAAGCAACAGCCACAGCAACAGGAGGAGGAGGAGGAGGUGGGGUGCAGAUGCCACGUGGGCUCAGCCUGCAAAAUUAUUCUGUGGAGAUGCCCACAGCUUCAGGGGUUUCCUCUUCGGCGGAGGACGGACUAUCUGGAACAACCAUGCAGAACCAACAGGGAUGUACUCCUAAGCUCGUAUUUAAGAAGGGGGGCCGCAAGAACCAGGACAAAAAUUUGCUCUCCAUGGGAAAUGAGGCAAGCUCAACUUCUGGUCUCCAUGGACAGAAGUUGCACACCCACAAGACCACAUCCAUGGACCUGUCUGGGUCAGGGGGGAUGGAUAGCAUGACCCUUCUUCAGGCCUCUGGUGGGAGCAAACAAGGUGGAACCAGCAGCAAUUACGAUGACGCUAUGCAGUUCUUGAAGAAGAGACGGUACCUGCACGCAGCAAACAGCAGUGGGGGUGGAGUAGACUAUGGUGCUGGGGUGGCCCACCUGCCUGCUCAGCAGACAGUUAUCCAGGGGGGUAUUGGAGGAGAACCAACUCUUGCCCUUCUGGACACUUCACCUCUGGUCAGCAUAGACAUCAAGCAGGACAAGUCUGGCAUUCCAGAUGAAGUUCUGCAAAGCCUGCUGGAUCACUAUACCCACAAAUCAGAUGGUUCCCACCAUGAUGUGACUUUUGAUCUUCCAGACCAGCACCAUGUGGAUCUCCAGCCUGCUUCAGCCACUCCAGAGUUGGUAGGUCCGCAUGAGGGCUCCCCUAUAAACUCAGGGGACAAGACUGUGGUCAUGAAUGAAUACUCUAAGUUCUUGUUGCAGACCCUGGAGAGGACCAGCCACAGUAGCAGCUUCUCUCUGGGUCCAUCAGGGCCUUUCCCCAGCCUGCUUUCAUCCAGUAGCAGUCCAGCCAGCACACUUUUUACUGACAAGCAUGUUUACACCACUUCCCCUCUUGACUGUGGCUUUGGACAGUCAGUACCUUCCCCUCUACAACCUUCCUCUUCGUCUUCUCUGUCCAAAUCCCAUUUUGGGAUGCUGGUGGGUGCUCCCUCACCUUCCCAUCCCUCUUCCACUGCCUCCCAGCAGAGCUUCCACCUCAGCAGCCUGGAGCCAACCACUCACCAGCAACUCACCCCUUCUCAGGAGCUCACCGAACAGCUGGACAAGCAGCAUUCGCCUCCAUAUCCGCUCACCGCUCAGGAGCUGACCAAUGGCAGCAGCCAGAAGGACCAGCAAUCCAAGAACGACAGAUCUUCGGGUAGUGGUAGCAGCGGUGGCAACAGUAGCAGUGUUUCCAAUGGCUCUGUGUACACCCUUGCCUCACCACCUGAGCUCGCCCCUUUGGAGCCCUCCAAGGAAGUGGAUUUGCGCUCCACUUAUCAGAUAGAGAACUUCGCCCAAGCCUUUGGCUCGCAGUUCAAGUCAGGUCGCCGGACCCCCCUGGGAUACAGCAGUGAUCCUCGGGUCGGGGAUGUCGACCACAGAGCAUCACGGACUCCCGUGUCGGAAUUCUCAGGGUAUACUAGUCUGUUAGCUGAUGUUAGCGAGCCAGCUAGCUCAGGAUCCAAAACCCCCACGAGCCAAAGCUACAGGUAA